AUGUGGAUCCUCACCAUUCUUACUUUGCUCCUGCUUUUCUUCUUCAAGUCAGGCCUGGCUCUACAGAUUCAGUGCUAUCAAUGCGAGGAGGUCACUCACGACUGCACCACUCCAGAGUUCGUGGUCAACUGCACCAUCAACGUGCAGGACAUGUGCCAGAACGAGGUGCUGGUGAAGGAAGAUGGAAUACACUACCGCAAGUCUUGCGCCUCCUCGGGAGCUUGUCUCAUCGCUUCCUCCGGCUACCAGCAGUUCUGCACGGGCAAGAUGAACUCAGUGUGCAUCACCUGCUGUAACACGUCACUGUGCAACGGACCACGCCACAAGAAAAGACCCCAAGCGUCUGCUUCCGUUAGCCUGACCGCGCCAUAUUUCACAGUUUUUGCACUCUUGGUCUUGCUCUCUUCACUCAACGCCAACAGUGGACUGUUUUAA
Messenger RNA from Phycodurus eques (leafy seadragon), 435 nucleotides. RefSeq names its product ly6/PLAUR domain-containing protein 1-like. Bases 1 to 435 code for a protein of 144 amino acids. Gene Ontology annotation, biological process: acetylcholine receptor signaling pathway. Lineage: Eukaryota; Metazoa; Chordata; Actinopteri; Syngnathiformes; Syngnathidae. The transcript is spliced from 3 exons. Gene Ontology annotation, molecular function: acetylcholine receptor inhibitor activity. The record is from RefSeq and is a predicted model, not a curated record.